Molecule: messenger RNA, 835 nt
Organism: Oppia nitens
Lineage: Eukaryota; Metazoa; Arthropoda; Arachnida; Sarcoptiformes; Oppiidae
Product: transmembrane protein 65-like
Exons: 2
Coding region: 153-791 (212 amino acids)
Cellular component (GO): mitochondrion
Source: RefSeq, a predicted model, not a curated record
UACAUAAAUAUCUUUAAAAGUCAAACAAAUGAUAAUUUUAUUGCAAUUGAUUUGAUUGAAGACAUUAAUUGUUAUUUCAUUAGUGAAUCAAUUAUGAGACAAAUAUAUUGGUUUCUUAUACAUUGACAUCACUCAUAAAUGUUAACCAAAUAAUGAUUAUAUUAAGAAAUUUGAGACCAACUCAUUGUAUAAGAUAUGGAGUAAAAGCAAUACAAAAUCGUCAUUUAAAUUACCGACAGACGACCCGAUCGUUUUUGUCGGACAGGGAUCGGGUCAGAGAUUUCAUAGCAUUAUUGGCGCCACAAGAAAGACAGUUCUUGUACGACGAGUUGCAUAGAUUGCAGCAAAAUGUCAAACAAGACACUAAUAGCGACAACAAUUGUGUCACUUAUCCUUCAUUUCAAGAACUGAGAAAAGUCUUUUUCAAUCAAUCGCUGCCAUUCAUAGGAUUUGGUUUUUUAGAUAAUCUCAUUAUGAUUAUUGCCGGCGACUAUAUUGACGCCACUAUUGGUGUGACAUUAGGAAUCUCAACAAUGGCCGCCGCAGGGCUUGGCAACGCUCUGUCAGACAUUGCCGGCAUUGGAUCAGCUUAUUAUGUGGAACAGUUAGCCACAAGAAUUGGUGUUAAAUCGCCAGAUCUUUCAUUAGCUCAGCUGCAGAUGACUCGCACCCGAUGGUCAAUACAGUUGGGCAGAGCUUUCGGUAUUACAUUGGGUUGUAUUAUAGGAAUGUUUCCGCUAUUGUUUUUACCGACAAAAGCCGAUAAAUCCGGUGAUAAUAAGUCGCGUUAAUUAUUAUUUAUUAAAUUUUCAAUUUAUUUCAAUAAAUUAACACU